UACGCAUGCGCAGUUAAAAAUUAAGAUGGCGGCCGGUUCUCGUGAAAGAAAUCCUGGGAUACCUCUUGAUUUGGGUUGGGUGGAGAGCUGUGUCGUUAAUCUCCCCGCUGCAAACAGGAGAGCAGCUACGCAUAAAACCAGACGCAGCAUAAAAAAGGAAUGGCAGGCAGCUUGGCUACUGAGGGCUGUCACGUGCAUUGACCUGACCACAUUAGACGGAGAUGACACCCCAAGCAAGGUAGUUGAUAGAUUAUGUCACAAGGCCUCUACUCCUGUUCGUCAAGACAUUAUAACUCAGUUAGGGAUGGACGGUGUUCCACUCUCAGUCGGUGCAGUGUGUGUCUAUCCUGAACGAGUCCCCGAUGCCAUUCGCUCUAUGAAUACCAUUAACAGUCAAGUCCCCAUUGCCUCGGUUGCAGCAGGGUUUCCGGCUGGUCAGAUACCGCUAGAUCAAAGGUUACAAGAGAUAAAGAGAGCUAUUGAAUAUGGAGCAACAGAAAUAGAUAUUGUGAUAUCGAGGACCCUCGUCCUUAAAUCUGAUUGGGCCCUUCUAUACGAGGAAGUGAAAGCUUGUAGGGAGGCAUGCGGCGAGGGGGCCCACCUGAAAACAAUAUUGGGAACGGGUCACCUUGGAACUCUGACCAACGUUUAUAAAGCAAGUGUUGUGUGCAUGAUGGCUGGCUCUGAUUUCAUCAAGACAUCAACAGGGAAGGAAGCAGUCAAUGCAACAUUCCCAGUAGCACUGACUAUGAUAAGAGCCAUCAGAGAAUAUCACACUCGUACGGGAUACAAGGUCGGUUUCAAACCAGCUGGGGGAAUAAGGGCAGCUAAGGACGCCCUCUCCUGGCUUGCUUUGAUGAAGGAGGAGUUGGGUGAUGAUUGGACAAAACCGGAUUUAUUUAGGAUAGGGGCCAGCAGCCUGUUGGGAGAUAUAGAGAGACAACUCUAUCACCAUGUCACUGGGAGAUAUGCUGCAAUCCACGAAAUGCCUUUAUCAUGAAUGGGUUCUAUUAUUGUAUCGCUAGUGUUUGUGGGAAAAUUCUAAUUACAAAAAUAAUUAUUACUAAUAAUGAUAAAUUUAGAAGUUUGUGUCGUUAUUUUUUCUGUGUUAUUUUAGUAA
This is a messenger RNA of Amphimedon queenslandica, 1120 nucleotides long. RefSeq names its product deoxyribose-phosphate aldolase-like. Bases 26 to 1000 code for a protein of 324 amino acids. Gene Ontology annotation, biological process: carbohydrate catabolic process; deoxyribonucleotide catabolic process. The transcript has 3 exons. Gene Ontology annotation, molecular function: deoxyribose-phosphate aldolase activity. NCBI's taxonomy places the organism in Eukaryota, Metazoa, Porifera, Demospongiae, Haplosclerida, Niphatidae. Gene Ontology annotation, cellular component: cytoplasm. The record is from RefSeq and is a predicted model, not a curated record.